AUGAGUACACAGACUAAGGAAUCGACAGGACUGCAAUCCGACGUUAUGAAGUUUCUCUACACACAUAAGCAACGACCUGUACCCACAACCGAAAGCAACAUCGUUCUGACCAAUUGCCCUCAUUGUAUCAAUAUCCGCAAAAAUAGUUUUGCUGCGUACCUCAAUAUUCAAAAGGGUACUUAUAAAUGUACCACCUGUAAAUCUAAGGGCACCUUUCAAGAGUUCUCCAGAAAUCUAUUAAAGAAAGUGUCACAGCCAGAGGAGUAUCCCAUCUUAUCCACAUCCGAUAUGUUACAUACAGGCACAAAGUAUGCUCAGUUUUCGAGACCGAUGGAAGAAAUCAAUCGUUACCCUCAAGCCCUUGCCGAAGACACUGAUAAAUUAGAGCAUUUGGAACUGAAACAUGGCAUGGACAAGAGUACUUGGGAAUUGUAUAAAGUAGGGAUAACAGAUGUCGAUGGCGUAUCCUGCUUGACAUUUCCUCAAACUGACUUGACUUAUGACUUGGAAAAAGAAUCUUUUAAAUUGGAUACGGUUCGGUUAAAAGUAUGUGAAUUAGAUGACCCUACACACAUCAUCCAACAUGACCCACCAUUGCACAGUAAAGAAUCUUCAGCAGGUUUAUUUGGCUAUCAAACUGCUUGUGCGGAUUCAGACACACUGAUCUUGACACGACGUGAAAUGGAUGCAAUGGCUGCCUAUCAAGCCACAGGUAUUCCUUCCGUUGCCAUACCUACCUCAAAUUAUCAGCUUCAAGAGUCCGUUUUACCUUUGUUACAACGCUUCACACGUGUCUAUAUCUGGAUGGAUGAUGAUAUGGAUGGACAGUUAGCUUCCGAAAGAUUCGCUCACAAGAUUGGAGAUUCCAAAUGUUUGAUUGUCAACACUCGUUUAGGCGACAAAAUGGGCCCUAUCAAUGCCUAUGAUGCACUGCAGGCAAAGAAAGAUAUGCUCCAGAUUGUGGCGUCCGCUCGAAGAAUUAAGCAUGAUCAAAUUGUGGAUUUCCGUGAUUUGCGUGAGGAAGUCUAUAACGAAAUUAUUCACCCCGAUCAAUCGCGUGGUGUACAAUCGUCGGAUUUACCUGCAUUAAACAAAAUUAUGAAGGGUCAUCGUCCGGGUGAAUUGACCAUCUUAACUGGUCCCACCGGUGCUGGUAAAACCACAAUUAUCAGUCAAUUGAGUUUGGAUUACUGCCAGUCAGGUGUGCCUACACUUUGGGGAUCCUUUGAGAUUUUGAACAAGAGACUAGCUAAGAAAAUGCUGUUCCAAUUUGCUGGAAAAGAUAUCAGUCUUGUGCCCUCAGAGUUUGAAGAGAUUGCAGAUAGGUUCCAAGAGCUCCCACUGUAUUUUUUAAAGUUUUUUAGUAGUACAGCAAUCAAGGAUGUGCUAAAAGCAUGUCAUCACGCAGUAUAUGCUUACGAUGUUCGCCACAUUGUACUUGACAAUCUUCAAUUCAUGUUAUCACAACAAGGUAGAUCAAGUCUGGAUAAAUGGGACCUUCAAGACAACGCCAUUGCCGAGAUCCGACAAUUUGCUACGGAGCAAGAUGUGCACAUCACUUUGGUGGUGCAUCCUAGAAAGGACAUGGGUGAAGAGCUGGAUAUCAACUCGAUUUUUGGCAGCGCUAAAGUGACACAGGAAGCAGAUAAUGUGGUCAUCAUCCAAAAAUCGCAUGGUAAAAUAGAUUCACGUUCAUUAGAUAUCAAAAAGAACCGAUAUGAUGGUACAUUAGGCGUGAUUCCAUACAAAUUUUUAAGAGAGACACAAAAGAUUCGUGAAUGUACAAUAGAAGAAAUACAGGAACAAAGAAAAGCAAAGUAUGCAAGUUCUCAAAGUACAGAAGUAAAAGUUAGAAGACCAUAUAAAUAA
Molecule: messenger RNA, 1869 nt
Organism: Mucor mucedo
Lineage: Eukaryota; Fungi; Mucoromycota; Mucoromycetes; Mucorales; Mucoraceae
Product: mitochondrial helicase twinkle
Exons: 3
Coding region: 1-1869 (622 amino acids)
Biological process (GO): DNA replication
Molecular function (GO): 5'-3' DNA helicase activity; ATP binding; single-stranded DNA binding
Source: RefSeq, a predicted model, not a curated record